Pararge aegeria (speckled wood butterfly) is the source of this 6951-nucleotide messenger RNA. RefSeq names its product Golgi-specific brefeldin A-resistance guanine nucleotide exchange factor 1 (gene garz). Gene Ontology annotation, biological process: regulation of ARF protein signal transduction. NCBI's taxonomy places the organism in Eukaryota, Metazoa, Arthropoda, Insecta, Lepidoptera, Nymphalidae. The record is from RefSeq and is a predicted model, not a curated record. The transcript has 30 exons. The coding region runs from base 201 to 6215 and encodes 2004 amino acids. Gene Ontology annotation, molecular function: guanyl-nucleotide exchange factor activity.
AUUCGUGUUUCGUGGUAAAAAAUAUUUAAAAACUACACAAUUUUCAGUGUUUUACUGUGGAAAAUUAGGCUAGACUAUUAGAAAAUAAUAGUAAAAUUACUACGUAGCGCUUUACAAACAUGUAGUCGGUUUUAAGUGUUUACAAAAACAGUUUGUGUUGGACAUUGAUAGUGAUAAAUAGGUGUUAAAAACCCACGAAAAUGUCUCUGCCGGGAAAUGGAAUCUUUGUGGUCCAGGGCGAGAUGGCUAUGCUCGUUACCGCCAUGCGUCGCAGCACACGAUGGGGAUCCCACUCUUUUCCAAAUGAUGAAUAUGAUGUGCUCAUGCGAACCUUUCAAGAUCUGAAGACUAUCUUGAAUCAAGUGGACGAUUUACGUCUGUUAGACCCGUCGACGUACUUGAGCCCAUUUCUGGAGGUGAUUCGAAGCAAGGAGACAACUGGGCCGGUCACAAGCCUUGCCUUGUCAUCUAUACAUAAAUUUCUUUCUUAUGGACUGAUAGAUCCCACCCAUCCAAGUGUACCAGCAACAGUGGAAGAUAUAGCAGAUGCAGUUACACAUGCACGCUUUGUUGGCACCGACCAUUCCUCUGACGGUGUAGUGUUAUUGAAGAUAUUGCAAGUUCUUAAGACACUCAUGCUCAGCCCUGAAGGUGCCAUGUUGACAGAUGAGAGUGUGUGUGAAAUAAUGCUCAGCUGCUUCAGAACAUGUUUUGAAACAAGAUUGACUGAACUUCUUCGUCGAAACGCAGAGCAGUGUCUCAAAGAUAUGACGCAGCUCAUUUUCAUGAGACUCCCACAGUUUCCUACAGAGGAUUCGGGUAGCACCUUCUCGACAUUCGGAUUUUCUCUCAAAAGGAGGGAUAAGACGGCUAAGAAGAAAAUCACUGCUGCUCACAGUACAAACUCUCUGGACAGGAAGUCGUCGAUAUCGGAGCACGCGAACGUGACCACUGACAAUGAAGCGGAAUCCGACGCCAACAAGCCGCACCCUGUGAUACGGACACCCAGUCAAGACAAAAAUCUCCUCAACGAAGCGGAAAUAACGAUAGAGCCAGUGGAAGAAGUGAAGAGUCCAAAGAAGCACGGCCGCCACUCGUCCAUGGACCUGGCGGCCAACGAGAACCGGUCCAUAACGCAGUUGCUGGAGAAAUGCGUCAGCAAUGCAGACGCCGAGCCCGCGGAGGACACUGUGGAAGUUGCAGAAGAACCAGAGCAGCCAACCGAAACGACACCCAUUUUAGUCCAAGAAGAGAUUCCGACCGAGGGCGAGAAGCUAGAGGAGUAUGUGAACCACAGAGGAAUAAGAUUCACGCCACAAGAUGAAACCUUGAAUCUGCAACCAUAUGGAUUAGCUUGUGUCAGGGAAUUAUUUAGAUUUCUUAUAUCGCUGUGCAAUCCGCUCGAUGCACAGAACACAUCAGCGAUGGUGCACCUGGGCCUCAGCUUAGUGGGUACUGCGCUGGAGGUGGGCGCCGAUCAGAUAGCUAAAUAUCCAUCCCUUUUGUACCUCGUACAGGAUCCGCUCUGUAGGAAUUUGUUGAGCUUACUGGACACAGAAAAGAUAACGAUAUUCGCAUUAGACUUGCAGAUAUGGUUUCUGCUAUUCGAAGCGCUGAGAGCGCACUUAAAAUACCAAAUGGAAGCGUUCUUCAAAAAGAUAAUAGAGAUAAUUUCGGCGGACACAACCAAAUCCAUAUACGAGUUAAAAGAGAUACACCAUAUAGCUCUAGAGAACUUAGCCCAAACGUUCAGGAUACCUGGACUAUGUACUGAAUUGUAUUUAAACUUCGACUGUGAUAUAUACUGUACCAAUGUAUUUGAGGAGUUAGCGAAAUUGUUAUCAAAAAAUGUAGUCUCUUCUACGGCUUAUAAUAUACACACGCUGUCUUUAGAAGCUCUGAUGACGAUAAUAGAAGCGAUUGAGAUGGGUACGAUGCAGAAGGCAGAGAUGGAGAUGGCGAAUGUGGAAGAGGAGAGAGAGAGGGAGAAAUAUAGAGAUUACUCUCGCGGCGGCCAUGUUUCCUUGGAACUGGGCGGGAUGGAUGACGCUUCUGUGGUCAGUGACCAUGUGACUCAUGAUAUAAGCCAGUAUUUUAAUAUAGGUAGGACGGGAAGGCACAAAGCAUCGUUGGAUCUGCCCACCGAAGCUGAAUUGGAUAAUGUUAGGAAUAUGAAAAAGUGGGUCACCCAAGGUACAGAACUGUUUAAUCAAAAGCCCGCAAAAGGUAUAGAGUUCCUACAGGAGCACGGAAUAUUUUCUACACCAUUAGACCCUCACAAAGUAGCGUUGUUCUUGAGAGAAAACCCGGAUUUGGAUAAAAAAAUGAUUGGUGAAUACAUUUGCAAGCGUUCCUCUCGCGGAGAGGAAGGCGGGCCCAGUAUCCUAGGCGCGUUUGCGGAUAGCUUCGACUACGCAGGCCUGCGACUAGAUCAGUCGCUGCGACUUUACCUGGAGACCUUCCGUUUGCCCGGAGAAGCUCCACUCAUCUCUCUCGUUAUGGAGAAAUUCGCCGAACGUUGGCACUCUACAAACGGAGAGCCGUUCGCCAACACAGACGCGGCGUUCCGCCUGGCGUACGCCGUCAUCAUGCUGAAUGUGGACCAGCACAACAACAAUGCCAAGAAGCUCAAUGUGCCCAUGACAGUUGAGGACUUCGUGCGCAACUUGCGGGGCUGCAACGGCUCCGAGGACUUCGACCAGGCUAUGCUCGAAGCUAUUUUCCAUUCCAUCAAAGAGAAAGAGAUGGUGAUGCCGGCGGAACGCGUUGGGCCGCUCCGUGACGCGUAUUUAUGGCGCGUGCUACAGAGGCGCGGCCGCACGCCGGCUGCAAAGUACCGUCUAGCGCCGCCGCCACCGCACGCGUUACACGCGCGGUUAUUACCCGACGCCUGCCCGCCAGCCGUAACAGCAUUAUCAGCGUCUUUCGAACGCUCGUCUGCGCCGACCCCCGAGGAAAUAGAGUCGAACAACCUGCGCGACUGCGCCGCACUCAUAGCGUUGAACGGGCUCGAACGUUGCGCCGCUUUAGUCGCGCGGCUGUCGUCCGACACUCUCACGCUUGACACGCUGUUGCUGACACUAUGCAAGUUCACGGGACUGUUGACGCCGCAGAACGUGUCGUAUAUCGCGAUAGGAGUGUCACUAGGGCAGUCGAGUAAGGCGCAGGUGUCAUUGCGACGCGCGUGCGCAGUGGCGGCGCGGCACGCGGACUGCGUGCGCGACAGCUGGCGACAUCUGCUGGAAAUUUUGAACACGCUGUAUAUAGGAAGACUGUUGCCCAAGACUCUGGUGGAGGCGGAAGACUACCUUUCUCCAGAAGGAAAGGUGUCACUUAUACGUGAAGCGACGCGAGGCGACAGCGGACUUCUGUCCAGCAUAUAUUCCUACAUCGCGCUUGGAGAGAGCGGUAUCAGAGUGCCGACUCCGUACGAGAAGAGCCUGAUAGACGCAGCGACUGACUGUGUAGCUAAAUGCAAUUUCCCCGGCCUCCUGAUCACUGAAACAAAGUUUUUGCAGCUCGAAAGCUUGCAGGAAUUGAUUCGAGCCAUGGUGGCUGUGGGAAUCCCACCGGAUUGCGACAGCAUGCAACUGAAUCCUCAGUUAGAAGACAUCACAAUAUUCUUCUUGGAACUCCUUGGACAGACUUUAAUACAAAACAGAGACCGUGUAGAGGUCGUUUGGACGGACGUGGGUCCGCACAUAGAGCGGAUAGUGUUCUGGGCGGGGGGUUGCGGCGCGCACGCACUCACGCGCGUGCUGACCGCGCUACUGCGUACGAGUGCGCGCCUCAUGCGCUGCGAGCAAUGCGCUCCGCUGCUGCUACGCUACCUGACCCUGCUGUACCGGCUGCCGUACAAGUUGUUCUACCAACAAGCUGAUGUGAUCUCGUCCGGGCUGUACGAGCUCGUGAAGACGUCCGCGCAGAACGUGCACAGUGCGAGCGAGUGGGGGGUUCUGCUCGCGUUGCUGGCAGCGGCGGGCGCCGGCGCGUGGCCUCGGGGGGCGCCCGCCAGCGCCUACACCGCUGGUUCCAGCCGCUCCGAAGGCUCAGAGGAUGAAAGUGAGAGGCAGCCGACCAGCGUCUCCUCAGAAAGUGAGCUUUCUCACUCUCCGCAAACACAGGGAUGGAUAUUGGUGAAGAACGAAUCGGCCAGCGCAACAGAAACCGUCGAGUUGGAGCUGGAGCAAGUUUCCCUCCGGCCGCAUCGGAGCACGGCGCUUGCUCGUUGUGUAGAGGCGCUUGCUCUUGUGAUCAGGGACGUGGCGCACGUGACGCCGCACAACUGCCGCGCUGCCGUGCGCUGUGUCAGGUUGAUGGCAAAGGCUACAUUACAGUCUGGAAGGAAAGCGGUGAGCAAAGACGAUCGUCGAAGUGGUUCGGCGCGACGCAAGACGCGUCAAGACUCCAGCGAUGAAGAGAUCGACACACAGGAUCACUAUCACGUAGUCAGCAUUAAGCUCCUAGACCUGAUGCACACUCUCCACAGCCGAACCGCGCAGAUAUUCAAGUGGUGGCGCGACGAGGCCGACCAGGGUCAAGGUUCUGAAGACUACGACUUAUGGGAAGUGGCGUGGAAACCUCUAUUGCAAGGGAUCGCCGAGUUCUGUACCGACAACAGAGGCAAAAAGGGUUCCAGCAGCGCGAUAUCGUACUCCGCGAUAGCGUACCUCCAGCGGGCCCUGCUGGCGCCAGCGUUGUCCGCGCUGGGCGGCGCUGGCUGGGAGGCCUGCUUCGAGCAUGUUCUGCUGCCGCUGCUGAGUAACCCGCCGCGCAGGCCCGACGCCGCUGCACGGGCUGACACUGUUAUGUGCAAGGUGUUCCUGCAACAUCUGCCGGCGUUGGUGGGCCGGGCGUCGUUCGCAUCGUUGUGGUCGCGCAUCAUCCGAGUGCAGCAAGCGUUGCUGGCGUCGCCCGCGGAGCCGCUGCGGGAGGCGGCGCUUGAGUCGCUCAAGAACGUUCUGCUCGUCAUGCAUUCUGUCAAAAUUUUCAGUAACGCUGAGGGCUACAAUGACCUGUGGUAUAUCACUUGGGAUAUAAUUGCAGAAUUUUUGCCCAAUUUGAAGAAUGAAUUGUUUCCCGAAGCAAACGACAACAUGAAGCCACCACAAAGCUUACCAAGUCACAUGCAACCAUCCAUCCCUCCGAUUCCUGCCAUCGUUCCCGUAGGAUCCUCAAGUAUGCCAAAUCCUUCUACCUCACCACCGACUGCGCCAAACAUCGACGCCAACAAUUUGACAAAUCCACAAAGGUCCAAUGCCCAAUCACCCAACAUAUUGCUAGCUACAGUUGGCCAUUCGCCGGUCAACUUGCCCCAAUCACCAUCCAUACCUGGCCCACCUUUAGUAACUCCUGUUCCAAUACCUGGCGUCGCGAAUGGAUCAGUGCCGCCUAUGCCAAAUCCAUCAUCCGUAUCCACUAAUCUAGUAAUGCCAAUCGCAACACAACAUCCCACUGGCAUACCUCCUGGUCCUAUAACGCCGGUACCUCCUUCGGCGUAUCCCGCUGGCAUGUCUCCUGGCCUAACAACACCAAUGCCUCAAGCUACUGGCCCACCUGUUGGCCUUGUUACGCCAAUGUCAAUACAGCCCGGAGCAAAUCCCAUUACCGGUCCAAACUUAAUAUCGCCUAUUGGGAAGCCGGUUACAGGCGUAAACGUCACUCCUGUCAGUGGGAUGGUGCCUAUACGGAACCCGUUGUACGAUCAAACUGGACUCACAUCUUCCGUACUGUUGCAGCCCUUGAAUGAGAUGAUUUCAACACCGAUCGGAAUAUCGAUACAGUCUCAACCCAUCUUGAAACCAGCAGUCAGUGAAUCCCAACAGGCAAUCGAAAACGAAAACGAAUCAAACCUCAUUGAAUUCGAGUCCACACCGGAAGUUAACAUUAAAGACGAAAUCUACGCAGAGUACAUAACAAAUCCGUACAACGAGGUAAAGGAACUGUCCUCAAAAGAAGCCACUAUAUACGACCCUGAAGAGAAUCGCUACGUCCCCGCUAUCGACCAAACUGGAUCAGGCAGAUUAUUGUUAACCCAAAAAUCUUUUAGUGCGAACGUAACCCCUAUGCAUACAAAGAAUAAAGCUCAAUUCGGUUCGACAGAUAAUGUAAGGCAGGAGGGUAUUUUCAACUUUUCUAGUUACUUUGGGUCUAAUGAGAAAGUUACACCGGGUUCUGAUGCUUUCGACGCUUUAAUGUCGACACAGGAGGGAUAGCUAAACUUAGAAAUUGAUAUAGGCACGUGGCUGUAAAGAUUGUAAAGAAGCAGUCGCAAUUUUUUUAUGUAGUUUUUUUUUACAGUUUUUAAAGGAAUUUACACUAGAAACGCAGACCGAGCGUAUUUUAAUUGGGAUAACGUACAAGACAAGUGCGCCUUAAUGAAAAAUAUUUCCGCACUUGUGCAGUAACUUUUGUGAUUAACAAAUUGUGGGAUGUAAAAAUUGACAAUUCGAGUGUAAUUGCGCGCGCUCUUAUGUGUAAAACCUAUGUAAUAUUAUAUGUAUAAUAUAUGAUGUAUAAAAUAGAACUAAUAGUCAUUUAAACGUUGUGGCCAAUAAAUAAGUAAAGUAGAUCGAUUUUAUGUGUAUAAACGAUACAUUUCAGUGUUCUUUAUAGAUUCAAACGGCGCUAAGAUGACAUACCGCCAUCGUUUCAAGCAUAUACAUUAUAAGAUUGGCGUUUUGUUACAGAAUUACCAUCCUUAUUUUAGGACGUCAAAUUAUGUCAAGUAAACUGUCAUGUUAAUAUAAUACUGUGAAACAUUUGGUAGUAAAGACCCUUGUGUCUUCAUUCGUUUCAGUAGAUUAACCCCGGGUAUUUUUUUUUUCCUGAUACCACCAAUGUAAAUUUUAAUAUUAAUGGUGGCAACACACUGCGACUGUACUGCUUUAUGCCUUAUUCGAAUAAAAACAUUUGUGGCUUGCACUUUAUACAUGCACAAAAGCACUGCCU